AUGGCUUUGCUUCCCCAAAUGGGCUUAUUGCGAGGUCGGAAUACUACAAGUGACCAGCACCAAAUACUAAUAGCCUUAAGAAGCCGGAAGCCUUCGUUGAAUUUAUCCUCCCAAUACUUGAACAAUAUUCCUAGUUUGCUCUUCAUACCGGAUAUUUGUAGCUUUAUCACGAGACUUGAUAUCAGCUAUAAUAAUUUAUUAGAGAUUCCGUGCGAGAUAAGUAGACUUUCAAAACUUGCAUUUCUUUCAGCUCAAAAUAAUUUACUCUUAACACUGCCAGAUAAUAUCGGUGAUCUGCAACAAUUACGGACAAUUGACGUAUCACGAAACCAUUUAUCUGCUAUCCCAGAAUCCUUUUCUCAACUUCGUAAUUUGGAAAGAGCAAAUUUCUCAGGAAAUCGCAUCAAAGCCGUGGAACGGUCUGUAUUUCUGUUGCCAGAGUUGAGCUCAUUCCACAUUCUUAAUAAUUCCAUCGAGAACAUUCCACAAGAUGUCUACUUAGCAGGGUUGCAGGCAAUCCGAAAAUUCUUUGAAAUUGAAGUGCAAGUGCACGCUACUUCUAGGGAUGAAAUCAGUGUGUCAUUUCUUGAUGAAUUGAGACAGCUGACACUACAUACAAAUGAAGAUACGAAAGUUGUGAAACAAACCCAAGAAGAAGACAAAAUGGUCCAGUUCAAUGACAAUAUUUCCUCACAUCCAAAUUUUCGAGCUGAUUAUCAUAAUCAGUGUUUACCAACAAGUGAUUAUGGAUCAUUAUCAGCAUAUCUGGAUACCAUGACAACAUCCAAUCAAGAUAGCUUCAGUUGCUCUGGUGACCAUGGAAGCGAAUCUGAUUAUUGUUUAGAUGAUACGGAUGAGUGUGAGAGCUACCUACAGUUUCUGCUUUCAGAUUCAGAUUCUGAAUCUGAAGAAGAAUAUAAAGAUCAGUUACUUCCGAACAGAACAAGAUUGCUUCGAUAUAAAGGAGUCGCGGUCAUUAUUCCUGAACACAAUAAGAAUGGCUACAGAACAAACCAGUUUUCCUUGAAUGUUAUUGAAGAUAUUAGUCGUGCCCCGGAAACUAGCUCACAAACAGCUCGUGCCAGUCAGGUGAUUUCUUUAGAGCCACACGGUGCUCAGUUUUACCAGGACAAACCUGCCUUGCUGCAGAUUCCACUGUUUGCCUCAGUUGGUGAACAUGACAUUGUGUGUCUUUGCAGUGACACCAAUGAAUUUGAACAACCCUUAUGGGAAGCUUUGCCAAGGGAGAGCUACACAGUACAGGACAAUUGUGUUAUGAUAAAAACAUGGCACUUUAGUUUAUUCACCGUCUUGCUUCGAAAGCCAUGUCCUGAAGCAGCCAAGGAAAUCAAAGCCAGUGUAGGAGGUUUUGUGAAAGUUGAAGAAGAACCUUGUGUUGAGGUUAAUUUCCCCGCUGGUUCUCUGUACCAUGAUAUUGAUGCCAGUGUCAAAGUACUUUAUGACUACCCGACAUUUGAAAAAGAUCCAGUUCAGAGUCCGCCCAGAGCUCUAGCGACACCUGUUAUUGAGCUAGGCCCACAUGGCUGUGAAUUUAAUCAAUUAGCUGAACCAGUUACCGUCCGUUUACCUCUACCACAUUACAAAGAAAUCUGUCAAAGAUUUGGCGCUGUGAACAUUACCAUCUGGCACAGUGGAACGACAGAGUAUGAACCAAUAGAACCGGAACAGUUAGACAUAGAAUACUCUAUUGACGUUGAUGAAAAUGACAAUUACAGCAUCUGUUUCCCAGUCACCAACUUCUGUUUCCUGUGGGGAUUGAUGGAUGUGGUUGGCUCCAAGUUGAAUGAAGCACGCCUGGGCGUUGCACAUCUGUUCUCAGACACCCAGUUUCAAAUGAAGUGCCAAGCACUGAUGAUUGAAAAUUCUGACACCCAUACGUUUGGUUUGAGUAUUAUAACUUACCGAUCCGACAAGAAACUUCCAGAGAUUGGCAACUACCAGCACUGGGUAGGAAGAUCAUCUGUAGCAAAGCUAAUCAAACAAGGUGAUAUCGUAGUUCGAUUGGUUUCCGAAUGUUUUGAAGCAGACACCAACGCCGGAGAAGAUGAGACUUUGGCUCAAUUCGAGAAAGGGUUCAACGGAUGUGAAUUUGAAAAACAGUUUGCCUGCAAGUUCAAAAACAAGCCAAUUGAUAGAGGUGUCUUUGGUAAAGUCAUUGUUGAGAAGAUGAACCCUGAUGGCUCCAGAGAAGACUUGUUCAAGUUCAAUCUCAUCAAGAAUGGUGAUGAAGGUGAAAUCUCGGGCAGUACAAACCCAUGGAUGAUGGAACCAGUAAAAGAAUUAGCAGGAUUUUUAAAUAUCACUGAUGCUGAAAAUUGGAAAAUCUUUGCAAGGGAGCUGGGAUUUACCAGGCAUGAGAUUAGCAACAAGCUCACCAUGUGCACAGACCCACUCACUCAGAUUUUGAAUCUGUAUAUGCGACGUGGUGGUACCCCUGAGGAGUUUGUACAAGCAAUGUAUGAUGUGAAUCGUAAAGUUAGAAUGGGUGACACGACUGCUGAAGGCGAUCUAGAGGACAAGAGAUCAAGAUGGAGAUCCCUAUUCAAUUUUAAUUCCACGCCAUCAAGGGAAAUCAACACUUUCGAGACUCCUAGAGCAGAAAUGUCUUCAUUGUCAAAGAAAAGAUCUUGUACAUCUGGCGAAAACACAAAUACAGUAAGAAAAUGCGCCUCGCCCAGACUCUUAACAGCAGCAUAGAAGAUGAAAUUCCCACACAAGUGUACACACCAGACACUGCGAUGUUUGAAAGCCAAAUCCCAACACCAGAAAGAACUCCAGAAAGUUCCAAGACUAUCGAGUUUUUCGGUGGUACCGGUCCAUAUACAUUAGUACCCCAUCCAGCACCGUCAGCAUCACCACCACCUGCUCCUGUGAAGGUUACGCAACCUUCUAUGCCCAUAUACAGCUGUAGCACCCCUGUGAUGUCAACGUCAAUCUCACAUUUCACAUCUACACCAGAAAUGAGAAUCCCUUCAUUUCAACUCUCACCCCCUCCGAUAAACCGUGCACGACGCGACUUACAGCUACGUGAAAAUGAUCAGGAACUGACAGAAAAGAAUCUCUGGGAGACAG
Molecule: messenger RNA, 3093 nt
Organism: Saccoglossus kowalevskii
Lineage: Eukaryota; Metazoa; Hemichordata; Enteropneusta; Harrimaniidae
Biological process (GO): signal transduction
Molecular function (GO): protein binding
Source: RefSeq, a predicted model, not a curated record